AUGUUUACUGCAAAAAAACUACUUUGGGUGCUAAAAGAACAUGGACAGUCUUGGGAUGGCGCUUAUUUUCGUGACACUAUCCUUCGACAACAGGUGAUCCCAUUUCUUCGUGAUUCGUCCAAUGUUCUCGAUACGAACGAAGUGAUAUUUCUUCACGACAAGGCACCUUGUAUGAAAGCGAAUGCAACACAACAUCUUUUAGAAGAUGAGAAUGUGAAUUUCUGGGGAAAUUCAAUUUGGCCAGGCAAUAGUCCUGACAUGAAUCCUGCAGGAAAUAUUGGUGCAAUUAUUAAAGAUAAAGUUGAGGAACUAAUGGAAAAUGAAGAUCGUCGUAGCAGAUACAAUUACGAUGCACUGAAAACGAAUUUGGAGAAUACGCUCAAAGAUCUUGAAAAUGAUACAGAUCUUUUUAUUGACUUGUUAUGCUCGAUGCGAAAAAGAUUUGAUGCUCUCAAGGCUGCUGAUGGGGGUCAUACGAAGUUCUGA
Molecule: messenger RNA, 486 nt
Organism: Rotaria sp. Silwood1
Lineage: Eukaryota; Metazoa; Rotifera; Eurotatoria; Philodinida; Philodinidae
Source: the annotation of a GenBank genome assembly